AUGAACAUCGUUGCUUUCUUUCUUCAUGAUUGGAAAGCGAAAAGCGAAGAUCCUAGUGCUCUCGACCUUCAGCAACAGGUCAGUCUGCGGAACUCUGCAGGUGCUACUCAGACACUGUGGGAGGCUUUCAAGAUCCAUAAAGCGUGGUCAAAGAAGUGCAAAAAGCCAAUCGUGAAGCAGACAUGUUCUGUGGCAAUACCAGUCUUGCUUGUUUCAGUAGGCUUCGCCAUUGCCGCGCUGUUUACCUCGCGAGUGGCCAACAAAGCUAACAGCACCGUCGUCGCGCGAGCGCAACCAAACAAUUGCGGAUUCUGGUUCUUUGAUACCAUCGGCAAAUAUGAUCUACCCGCACUUAGCGCGAUGGUAGCAAAAGGGCAAAACGACACCCGUCGGGCCCGCAGCCAUGUCGCCAACUUCUAUGCCAACACUAGCAGUUCGGCAGCUCGAUCAAUAUUUAUCCGGCCAACUCUUCCAUACAAUAUUAGCAGUUCCGCACCUUGCCCUAUCCCGGCCCAUGACCGCUGCAUUUUGGGCCCUAAUAAAGCGUUUAGCAUCACGUCAGCCUUUCUAGACUCACAUGAGAUGCUAGGAAUAAAUGCUAAGUCCGAAGAUCGAGCCAGUAUACAGCUAACCUUGACUUGCUCUCCGGUAUAUACGGACGAACUCGUCCAGGAAACUCGAAAUGAAGGUGGCGCUUUUAUGGAAUCUUUCCUUGGGCCGAUUCAUCCCAUGACGAAUUACACGUAUAGGUACAACAAAGCAAUCGGAAAUAAGACUGGAAUCGGCUAUUUGAUACAGUCCUAUCCUACUUUCGCCAAUAGCAGCUCGUCGAGCAACCCUUUGCUUUGGAAGCCAAUCCCAGAUUUCAGCCCCAUUGACGCCGAUGUCACUGUCCAUUUCUUAAGUCAAAAUAACAUUGCGUACCUGGCUCCAGUUUACGACCCAUGGUUCUCUGCCAACGGGACCUACAAUAUAACUUCACAGGGUAUUACUGUAUAUGGCUCUGACCGCAACGUCGACACCAUGGUUUGCGCCGAUCAAUAUGUUUUGUGCAACCCAUCGAUUGCGUCAUGCACUUCUCCAGCCGGUGUUCUAAACCUGGUAAACAACUUGACGAGUACCACCCUAAACCUUAGUACAACCCAGCUCUCUGCAGCUGAUCGAAUUCUCUAUUCCCUGGCUCAGUCGAAUACAUAUACAACUGUGGCAAACCUCGGUACAGCGGCGCUGUGGGCCAAUAAUAUGGUGACCGGACAUGUCUCUUACGGCCUACCAGAUGAUCAGUGGAAGACUGAGGUGAUUGGCUGGUUUCAGACCAACCUUGCCAUGCUACAGGCGUACGUGGUCGAUUUUGCCUCCAACACAGCUGACUUGGGUCCCUUCGGAUACGUUGAACCGCCUAGGAGUACGUAUCAGCAGGAGCAAUGCACCCAGCAGCUGGUACAGGCCGUCGGCGAGGUGCAAAACUUCAGUGUUUGUGGGAUGUUUAUUAUCGUUUGCGUCAGCGCUGCCCUGGUACUGCUGGAUUGUUCGCUCGAGCGGAUUGUUGAUUUUGUCGACGAUUUCUAUGGGCGAGAUUCAAUGGCUAGGAGGGCCAGACAGGCAGACAAUAAGCUACACCUUUUACGUAUGGCGUUGGGGGGAAACGAGUGGGUGCUUGGGCGAUGGAGCAUCCCGGUGCGAAAUGGUGCUGCAAAGUAUAACAGACCCUCCGGUUCGAAGGACCUUCUCUCCUAUAGAGAUUCUAAGACGGGAGAAGAUACGAGAUUCUUGCAAGUAUGCAAGUGA
Messenger RNA from Fusarium oxysporum Fo47, 1788 nucleotides. RefSeq lists its product as uncharacterized. The transcript is spliced from 3 exons. The record is from RefSeq and is a predicted model, not a curated record. Lineage: Eukaryota; Fungi; Ascomycota; Sordariomycetes; Hypocreales; Nectriaceae. The coding region runs from base 1 to 1788 and encodes 595 amino acids.